Molecule: messenger RNA, 3518 nt
Organism: Nematostella vectensis (starlet sea anemone)
Lineage: Eukaryota; Metazoa; Cnidaria; Anthozoa; Actiniaria; Edwardsiidae
Exons: 2
Coding region: 1669-2835 (388 amino acids)
Source: RefSeq, a predicted model, not a curated record
GUUUGCAAAAUAAGGGUUUGGGUCUGUCGUUUGUGUCGGUGAUGAUUCUAAGAUAAAUUCUGCUGUAAAAUUAGUUAUUCAAUUAACUGCAGCUGGGUUAAGAGGCCGUCGUUUCCUGUGUAUUCUGAAUAUCGUGAUUUGUCAUCGCAAAAAGAGAUCAGGCUUUGUUCAGCACAUAAUUACAUUUCUGUGGCAGCUUUUGUUUUUGCUGUCGACUUUUUUUUCCCAAAAUGCUCCGUACAAGCGUAAAUUUUGUCAUUAUCUCUGAUUGGUUUUAACCACAAUCAUCAAACCAUUCUGAUCACACCAACCAUCAUUGCAAUUGUGAACACUCUAGCUCAGUGCUAAGUUAGCGAACGCUGCCGACAUCCACUUAUUUAAGUUGUCAUUAGUACCUGCAAUAAGUUAGCUUGAGGUAAUCAUGCCCUUCGCAGGCUGUAGAUCAAUCGACUAUCCCUACCCCGCUAGUGAGAUCUAUCGACUAUCCCCACCCCGCUAGUGAGUAUAAAUUCCAAGUUCCAAGUCGUUAUCUGCGAUGAACGUCAUCAUGACGCCAAACAUUAUAGGUCAUAGCCGCAGCAGACCUCGAAUUAUUUGAGGGGGUGGGUACGAUACAGACGCCCCAACUGGUCAUAUCCUUAUAAUUUUUGAAAAUAUUGGCUCACUCAUUCUUAGUUAACGGGUACCAUUGGUGUCACACGUAUAUAUAGCUCUACAUUUUGUAUUUAGGCGCAAUUUCUUGAGAGAUGUGUGAUUUUGCGAAGAGUUUGGGUCUAUGGGAGAUUUUGUUUUAAGUUUUCUGUGUAAAAAGUUCGACAUAUUACAAAAUAUUGACCUCUGAACAUGUAACGCUAUACGAAAACCAUAUGUCACAAGAAUAAAAAACAAAGUUUAAACCGAAAACUUGAGAUGUUCUGCCUGUAGUUGCUGCCUAAAUUGUGUCACAAUUUGGAGAUACAUGUUUCAGGACUCACCUAAAUUAAAGUUACGGUUGUCGUUGUUGGUUUGCUCAACACACUGGACCGUGAUCCAAGUGUCACGUGGAUUUGGGUCAUUUACGUUACCAGGCACAAAAAAUCGAAAUAUAAUUUCUUGUAUAUCCGUACAGAAGCCCUGAAACAUAUUUAUAACAACUUUAAGGCUCAAAGACCCAAACCAAUAUUAAGAACUGUUCAUAAAAAUCAAAGUGUUCAAGAAAUCAUCACUUCAUGCCAGCUAAUUGGCAAUAAUUUUACUGCACUGUCACUUACGUUACUCAAUCUAGGUCACAACUGCCAAGCUUUAAGACCUUAGGAGGUCUUGUUAGCAGUGUCACAUUGCAGAGCGACCUUAGUAAUAUCUUAAAGAAAAAUAAUAAUCUAAUUUGGUUGAAACGUGAAGAGACAGUAGCUUGACAAAUGCUAGUGUCACAUUACGUUACCGUAACGUAAAUGACAAUAGAAUUUACGUACUAUCGUCUAAUGGGGCGCACGUGCACACACACUAGCGAGAUAAGGAUAAUUUGUAUAGGAUUAAAUUGCCAAGAUAUCUAACGUUUUAGUUAAAGCCCAACAAGCUGUAAUACAAGUAUUUCCUUCGAUGACCUUCGCGGUAGAAGUAUCAACUCUAUCUUCACUUUUAAACUCAAUUUGGUUUUCACUUCUCGAAAAGCAGAAUUAAGCAUUCAAAAUGGGAAAAUCAAGAGCAGAGAUUCAACGCGCCUACAGAGAACGAAAAAAAGGGAAAGAUUCAAAUUGGCAACAAAAUGAGUCAAUCCGAGUGCAAAAAUACUACACACCAGCAUCCAAACACCGGCGUUUGAAAAGCAACCUCAAAGCUGGGCAUGUUGUAAUUCAAAUGGACUUUGCCGAGAAUUACAACUGCCAGUCUUGCGAGGAAGUGCAAAGUGCUCACUGGAAUGGCCCCACUAUGGUCUCCCUACAUCCAGUAGUGGUAUAUUACAAGGCAGAAGGCAAAGACGACCUAAAGCACAAGAGCUUUGCCUUUGUUUCGGAAGAGCUCUCGCAUAAUGCAACUGCCGUGUAUGCCAUCUUGGGGAGACUGAAUCAAGACCUGAAGGAUCUUGUCCCUGACCUGGCCAUUGUACACUAUUGGACGGAUAGUCCCACAUCACAAUACAGAAACAAGACAAUCUUCGCCAUAGUCGCGAACCACAAGGAAGAGUUCGUAGUCCCAGUAAGAUGGAACUAUUUUGAAGCGGGGCACGGAAAAGGUCCCUGUGAUGGUGUCGGGGGAGCUGCCAAGCGGAUGGCUGACGAGGCGGUGCGGUCAGGCAAAGUCGUUAUUGACGAUGCACACAGCUUCUUUGUUUGGGCCACCGAAUAUCAAAGUAGUGUGACCUACAUUUACUACUCAACAGAUGACUUGAAAAUGGCAUCAGCAAGGCUGGACAAGUACAAUGGCACACAGACUGUCCAUGGCACAAUGUCAAUGCAUGCCAUAUGCGCAGUGGACAGACACACCGUUCUCACUCGUGUCACCUCGUGUUACUGUCCCGACUGCCUUUCCAGCCCAAAGGAUAGCCAUUGUGCAUGGGAAGCCGCCAUGCUCACUCCACCCAGUGCGUUGAGUCUACGCAAUGAGCUCGCUCUAAAGGUUGACGACUUUGUCGCUGCCGCUUACGAAGGGGACUGGUAUGUUGGCAAAGUACAGCAGAUCGACCAGGAGGACGGCGAAGCUCUCGUGACUUUUAUGUCACGUAGUGGCACUACCCUUCAAUCUUUCAGCUUCACAUGGCCUGCCCGCGAAUAUGUUAUUUGGAUCAAGAGGGACAUGAUCUUAUGUGUCAUCGAGCCGCCCGCCCGAAGUAGUAAAACGGAAACUGGAGCUCGUUGAGGCACGCUUCCGCCUACCUUAAUGUCAUUUACGUUACCGUUUUUUAUAGAGGUUUUAGAAAAACGAUGGUUCAAAUCGAAGUACCAAAUAUCAAAUUAAAAUCACCUGUAAGUAGAACCAAGUAUUUUCAUAUAUAUAUAUAUUUACAGUUAAGCGCUUGAAAGCAUUUCAACGAUUCUUUUUGUUUGGAUGUGAAAACUGUCAUUUACGUUACUAGUAGCAAAAGUUUAAGAAAUUAUGAAUAUGACCAAGUUAUUGUUCAGAACCUUUAAUGAUAACUAAAAGGCGAAAAUUUGACCAAAAUUUUACAAGUUUAGAGUUGCAUCGUGUAUCCUACUGAGAAGGUCAUAUACGUUACUUUACAUGUCAUUUACGUUACCAUUUCCAAUCAGCAUAUAUUGUUUAAUUGCUUUAUCAAAUCAGAAUCAACUUUAUUGCGUUUAAUAUUUUGAUAUUGAUGGUAGUAAUUGAAUGUAGUUGUAUAUUUCAAGACGUUCUAAUUUUGUUUUGAGAAAAACUUAAAGGAAGAACAAUUUAAUAAUUUUGAAAACAUAGAUUCAACUCUUAAAUCAAACAAAAUUUGUGACAAUAUAAAGACGAGUCUACGGUGUUCUAUGAUGUUUAUAUUCAACAAAAUUCAUCUACUGCCACAAAAAUAAUAAAAGAAGGCGUAUUUUACUGGU